UGGUGUUACCGAGCGCACCCUCCUCCUGCAGCGUCGCAGGGCUGGCUUCCCCCAUUAACACUAGCCUGCUUUAUUUACACUUUCCUGUGCUGCCGGAGCCCCGGCACAAGACCCCGGUACACCGCCGGUGUGGGAACCCGCCGAGCCCGCGGAGAAAAGGCGUCGCUGCGCGGUGGGAAACGCCGGCUCUGCGUCGGGAGGCUGUGAAGGUUUCCGCCUGGAGAGGGAUCACCUGAACCCGCACAGUCCUGGGCGGGAUGGACCCGGGGACACGGAACCACAGGAUCUGAGUGGUUUAACACCGAGACACGGAGACCCCAGCACCUCCUCCAUCCUCCUGCCCGGCUCUGCUCCUCCAUGAUCACCAUGGAGCCAGCCCUCAACCCGCAGCUACAGUUCCCGGAGAACUCCUACAAGAUGACGGAGGACGACGUGAAGAGGCUGAUCGAGUUCAGGGCAUCCAACGAGGCUCUGUUCACAGGCAAGAGGAACUCUGCCAAGAUAGCCUGGAGCACCAUCUUGAAAGGUUUGGGAUUGGAAGGGAAGUUGACAGCAGAUCAAAUCGCCAAGAAAUGGGACAACCUGCGAACCAAAUAUAAAGACCUGAAGCAGCCGUACCAGGGCCAGGACCACGUCGGGGUUGUUGUUGAGUCGUGGCCGUGGUUCCACAUCAUGGAUGAAGCCAUGCAGGGUCGCCUGUACAACAGCAAUCUGGUGCUUACACCAGAGACCCCCGCCAACCCCGUUCUCCCAGGCAGCUGCCAGCCCAACCAGAGCCAGGAGAGCACAGACAUCCUGGAGUUCCUCAUCAAGACGGAGAUGGACGACACGGUGGCAGAAGUGACAGUAGAGGGGGAUGGGGAGGUUCAAGCAGACCCCCCACCCGUCGAGGGAGCCCCAAUGGGCUGGAGGAGGAUGUCGGAGUGCACUUACAAAAUGACCGAGCCAGAAACCGAGAGGAUGAUCAAACUUCGAGCUGCAAAUGAGGCGCUCUUCACUGGCAGGAAACACUCGGCAAAGCCUGCCUGGAGAUCCAUUCUGUAUGAGCUGGGCCUUCAGGGGAAGCUGACCACAGAUCAGCUGGCCAAAAAGUGGGACAACCUGAAGAGGAGAUACAAGGAGCUGAAGUUUCCUUCGCGGAACGUGGAGACGAACCCCAGCUCCUGGCCCUGGUUCUAUCGAAUGAAUGACGCCAUGGAGGGGCGAUUUGCGACUGCAGCCCCCAUCCUCACUCCCAUUGUGGAGAGUGAAGAUGAUUACUGUGAGCCAUUGUCUCCAACGCCAAAGAAACGAGCCCGUCGGAUCCGAGGGGGGAUGGCCGAGUUCCUGACAGAGACUGAGAUGGACCUGUUGGUUGAUAACGAGGAGAAAAACGGCACUGAGGCUCUUGGAGAUCUGCACCGGAUCACAGAGUUCACUCACAAAUUGACAGAAGACGACACAAGGAGGCUGAUUGAGUUACGAGCUGCUAACGAGUCUCUGUUCACCGGGAGGAGGAACACGGCCAAGCCAGCCUGGAGAGGAAUAGUGAAGGAGAUGGGUCUGACAGGGAAGAUAACACCUGACCAAGUUGCCAAGAAGUGGGACAACCUGAAGACCAAAUUCAAGGACCUGAAGUUUCCACCUCGAGGGAUGGAGGGUCAGACUAACCCGGCCUCCUGGCACUGGUUCCAGCUCAUGAGCGACGCUCUGGAGGGACGCCUAGUGGGAAAAGCUCCCAGAGUCACGCCCGUCUGGACCAGUGAGGAAGACAACGUGCUUGUCUCGUCUCCACCCCCCGACAGAGACUGUCUGAUGGCAGACAGGAGCAGCGUGUCAGAGCUGGAGUGCAUUGUGUGUGGAGACAAUGGCGAAGCUGACGGGAGCGUCACUUAUAUCGACGCCAGUGGAGAGGAAUGUUCUACGCCCUCAGAUCUCUCUUACAAAAUGACAGACCAGGACACCAAAAAGAUGAUCAAACUUCGAGCUGCUAACGAGAUGCUGUUCACCGGGAGGCGGAACGCUGCUAAAGCUGCCUGGAAAGCCAUCCUGAAGGAGCUCGGACUGCUGGGAAAAGUCUCCACCUACCAGAUGGCCAAGAAGUGGGACAAUCUGAAGAGGAGAUAUAAGGACCUGAAGUUUCCUCCCGUAGGAAUGGAGAGCAUAGCUGACGGCGCCUCUUCCUGGCCGUGGUUUCACCUGAUGAAUGAAGCCAUGGAGGGCCGGCUGGUGAACAGCGCCCCCCUCCUAACUCAUGUCCCCCAGGACGACGAUCAGCACCCAGAACCCGCCCCCAGAAACAGGUCUCGCCCGGCUCCACCCCCUCCCCUCCCUUCAUCCUCCGCCUCCACGGACUUUGGACAGGAGACGUUCAGCGACGGCGUGGAGCAGAACCAGCGUGGCGCGGAGUCGUGCGACGAGCCGCUCGGCGGACUAGAGCAGGAGUGGGAGAUGGUGGAGAGGGAGCGGGCGGCGCUGGAGCGAGAGAGGGAGAUGGUGGAGAGAGAUCGAGCCGCUCUGGAGAGAGAAAGGGCGGCGGUGCAGGCGGAGAGGUUGUGGCUGGACAGGGAGCGGGCCGCCAUGGAGCAGGACCGGGCCCUGGUGGAGCAGGAGAGGGCAGCACUGGGCCGGGAGAGGGAGGUGCUGGACCAGAGAGCCUUGAUGCUGAACUCUGUGGGACACUCGGGGCACCUCAGCAGCCUCAUGUAGGCCGGCAUGCCGUGGGGACGUGGACCGUCCCUGUAGACCAGUGGUCCUCACUCCAGGUCCUCGAGAGCCGCUGUGCUGCUUAUCUUAGAUGUUUCCCUGCUCCGGUAAACCCUGAUACAGAUGACUGUGUCACCAACAGAACUGUGCAGACCCGGAGGAAAGAUUGGUGAUGACCACUAAUUAGAAUGAGGUGUGUUGGUGCAGAGAAACAUCAAAAACGUGCAGGACAGCGGCUCUCGAGGACCAGGAGUGAGGACCACUGCUGUAGACACAUCUUAAAGAAAGGAAAAAAAACCACUGCACCUCUGUGGAACCCCGGUGGUUUCACUGGGUGACGGGCUGACUGAGGUGCGAAGCUGGUCCUCCCGUGGGAGGGAUGUUGGAUAUCUUAGCAGUAAGUCAAGAGGGUCAAAACAUCAGUCAUCAAGGUUAAAUUAAGGAAACAUUAAGACUUUUUGAGGCAAACCGCUGCAGAUCUAUUCUUAAAUUUAAUUAGAGCUGUUCAUACCACCACCAACGUUAUCUUUUUACUUGUUUUACAUUCCUAAGUACAGAAACUGUGUGUUGCACACAGAGCAGGUGGAUUUCCUACACUGAAUACUGUUUCUGAACAAGCCGGAUACACAUGGCUUAGCAUUGAGGAUUACAAAUGGUUAAUAAAAGGGAAUUCAUUAACUGAGAAUGCAGAAAACAUUGUUUUAUUUUGAUACUGGGGUUGUCUCCUCAUUAUUCCUCGUUCAAUGAUCAGUUUCAUCUCUACUUCAAAACUUCAAAUGCAGAUGUCAUGUGAUGCAUCAUUUGUUCUCCUCUUUAUUCUGUUAAAAGUGUUAAAGGAAGCAGCAGUUGCAGUAAAACUGUACUAAAACAUAAAGGCAUCUUUAUCCACUCAGAUGCAAAUUAAAAUCCAAAUGUCUGAAUUAAUCAUACAGUUGAAACUACAAGGUUUACAAACAAUGUUUUUUUUUAAAUCACUGCCCGACAUUAAAUUAGACCAAACCUUUCCUGUUUUAGUUCAGUUAUGAUGACCAAAAUUAUUUGUAUUUGCUAAAUGCCAGAAUAAUGAGAGAGAAUAAAUGUUAAAUGCAUUGUUAUCGUGUUUGCAGUAAUAAAUAGACAGAAUUAGAUUGUGCAGCUCUGAUCCCAGAGGGGCUCACCAGUGCUCCCAGUAAACUACCACUGUAGAAAGAUGAACAAACAGGUGGGAUCUGGACAACUGUCCUCACAAAAGCUUCCACUCAAACUAAUAACUCCUAAACACUGGCAAUUCCCCCCCCGAAUUUAUCUGGACCCUUUGUAUUUAUGUACAAAAAAGAGAAACAUUUUUGCAGCACUGGUUACGUUCCUGACAUGUUGAUGUCAGAGCAAAACAUCUGCUUCCCAGAAAACCAACUUCAGCUGGUUUUCCAUGAAAUCAACCCAGUUCAGCUUGGAGUACCAGCUGAAAUGAUGUGAGCUGGUCAUCAGGACCAACUGGACUUUAUCAGCACAAAUUGUCAGGCGUUGAAAUCGCGUUCAGAACAGGUUAAAGUAUUGACGGUUUCUGUAAAGUCAGAGGUUCAUCUGUGAAUCAAGUGGGAAUUGCCUCCUGAGAUGAACAGAUGCUUAAAGAAGUACUUCCGUUUAGUUUUCAGUCCUGACUGAAGUGCUUAAAAAGAACCUGUGAUCUAUGUUGGUGAGAGACAGUUGUUUUUAAAAACUGUUUGUUUAAUACAGAAAUUUAAAAAAAACAGCGUCUGGUUUUCUGUUUAUUCGUCUGUUUGUGUGAAAUAACUGGAAGAUUGUCUUUGAAAAAGAUUGAUGAAUGAUCGCAGCAGGUGGUCUCCUUACUCUUUUCCUAUCAGGAUUUAACAACAGAUGUAACAAGAAGGUGCACAGAUAUGCAGUUCAUAACUCAAGCUGUUAGAUGGACGUGCAUCCUUGUGUCACCUACACCUGCUUGUUCCUGCAGAGUUUCAGAGGAUAAGGUGCAACUCGGAAACUCACUGACCUUCAGUCUGUUCAGAAUCAGCACUGGACAAACGGGAAGAUCUCAUUAAAGACGUGGUGGUAUGUUUGAUGAAUAAUAAAAGCUGCACCAACUGAAAGGAAAAAUAAAAUAUUACAGCAUCUGUUUUAUUCAACCCCAUGUAAACUAACACCGUGAAGUUCCUGUUUCUUUUCAUGUGCUUUGAUCAACAUUUUGUAUGGAAGGAUGGAUCCAGCAGGUUAGAGGAGCGACAUGGUUAACUAAAGUGAGCCUUGUAAUUAUGUGUCUUCAGUCUUGCAGUCUGUCUGAAUAAAGGUUUAAAAGCGGGGACCACACCGAACA
Messenger RNA from Cololabis saira (Pacific saury), 4996 nucleotides. RefSeq lists its product as uncharacterized. The transcript has 14 exons. NCBI's taxonomy places the organism in Eukaryota, Metazoa, Chordata, Actinopteri, Beloniformes, Belonidae. The record is from RefSeq and is a predicted model, not a curated record. The coding region runs from base 358 to 2688 and encodes 776 amino acids.